CAUGGAGGCGCUGCCCCGCGCGGAGAAGCCCAACCCGCUGCAGGGCGCCAACCUCUGCUCGCGGCUCUUCUUCUGGUGGCUGAAUCCUUUAUUUAUUGCUGGUCAUAAACGGAAGCUUGAAGAAGAUGAUAUGUACAAAGUGCUGCCUGAAGAUUCGUCAGAAAGGCUUGGAGAGGAGUUGCAAUGGUACUGGGAAAAGGAGGUCCAAAAAGCAAAAAAAGCAGCAAGAACACCACAUUUAACCAAAGCAAUUAUACUGUGUUAUUGGAAAUCCUAUCUAGUCUUUGGGCUCUUCACGUUAAUUGAGGAAACCCUCAAGAUAAUACAGCCAAUAUUUUUGGGAAAAAUUAUUAAUUAUUUUGAAAAUUUUGAUCCCCUUGACACUGUUGCUUUGAAUUUUGCCUAUGGCUAUACAGCUGCUUUGUCUGUGUGUACACUCAUUCUAGCUAUAAUGCACCACUUGUACUUUUAUCAUGUGCAACGGGCUGGCAUGAAGUUGAGAGUAGCUAUGUGCCAUAUGAUUUAUCAGAAGGCACUUCGUCUCAGUAACUCAGCUAUGGCAAAAACUACCACUGGCCAAAUAGUAAAUCUUCUGUCAAAUGAUGUGAACAAAUUUGACCAAGUAACAAUUUUCUUACACUUUUUAUGGGCGGGACCACUUCAAGCCAUAGCAGUAACCGCGCUUCGCUGGAUUGAAAUAGGGCCAUCGUGCCUUGCAGGAAUGGCUGUUCUGAUUAUUCUUCUUCCUUUGCAAACCUGUAUUGGGAGGUGGUUUUCUUCAUUCAGGAGCAGAACGGCAGCCUUUACAGAUGUUAGGAUAAGGACCAUGAAUGAAGUCAUAACUGGUAUAAAGAUAAUAAAGAUGUAUGCCUGGGAAAAAGCAUUUGCAGAUCUUGUGAACACUAUAAGAAGGAAGGAAAUUUCCACGGUUCUUAAAAGCUCCUACCUUCGAGGACUGAACUUGGCAUCUUUCUUUGUUGCAAGCAAAAUAACAGUUUUUAUGACUUUCAUGACAUAUGUUCUACUUGGCAAUGUUAUCUCUGCAAGUCGGGUGUUUGUUGCAGUGUCACUGUAUGGUGCAGUAAGACUGACAGUAACUCUCUUCUUCCCUGCGGCUAUUGAGAGAGCAUCUGAAGCAGUAGUUAGCAUACGGCGAAUCAAGAACUUUCUGGUCCUUGAUGAGAUUUCAACUUUAAGGUCACAGCUGCAGAGUAACAAUGAGAGGAUUUUGCUUCAUGUUCAAGACUUGACUUGUUAUUGGGAUAAGAGUGUGGGAGUCCCAACACUUGCACAGCUUUCAUUUACUGUCAGACCAGGAGAAUUAUUGGCUGUGAUUGGCCCUGUAGGAGCUGGGAAAUCUUCUCUACUAAGUGCUGUACUCGGUGAAGUGCCUAAAGAUGAAGGUUUAAUAAAUGUUAGAGGAAGAAUUGCCUAUGUUUCUCAACAGCCCUGGGUUUUUUCUGGCACAGUGCGGAGUAACAUUCUAUUUGACAAAGAAUAUGUAAAAGAAAAAUAUGAGAAAGUUCUAAAAGUUUGUGCUCUCAAAAAAGAUAUGGAAUUAUUAGAAGAUGGGGACCUAACUAUUAUAGGGGAUCGUGGAGCUACACUAAGUGGGGGCCAGAAGUCCCGUGUAAAUCUUGCCAGAGCAGUGUAUCAAGAUGCAGAUAUCUACCUCCUGGAUGAUCCACUGAGUGCAGUAGAUGCAGAAGUUGGCAGGCACUUGUUUGAAAAGUGUAUUUGUCAAGCCUUGCACCAAAAGCUCCGUGUUUUAGUGACUCAUCAGUUGCAAUACCUCCAUGCUGUAAACCAGAUUCUAAUCCUAAAAGAUGGUAGAAUGGUGGGGAAAGGGACCUAUUCCGAGUUUCUGAAAUCUGGAAUCGACUUUGCUUCCCUUUUGAAAAAAAAUGGUGAAGAUGAGCAGUUGGCAGUCCCAGGGACCCCCAAAUUGAAGUCAUCAAGGAAUCGUGCUUUUUCACAGUCCUCAGUCUGGUCAGAGGAUUCCUCUGUGCAGUCGCAGAAAGAUGGAGCAAUAGAACAGUUGUGUACUGAACCUGUGCUGACUGCAGUGCCAGAAGAGAGCCGGUCAGAGGGAAAAAUAAACUUUAAAAUAUACAGGAAAUACUUUUCUGCUGGAGCAAACUAUUUUAUCAUUUUUAUACUACUGUUUUUAAAUGUGUUGGCACAGGUUGCUUAUGUGCUCCAGGAUUGGUGGCUUUCCUACUGGGCAAAUCAGCAAAAAAAUCUGAAUGUCACAACAAAUGGAAAUGGAGGAGUAAAUGAGACUGUGCAUCUAGAUCUAACCUUGUAUUUAGGCAUUUAUGCAGGUUUAACAGUGGUUACAAUACUGUUUGGCAUAAUAAGAAGUCUUUUGGUAUUUCAAGUUCUUGUUAAUGCUGGUCAGAUUUUGCACAACAAAAUGUUUCAGUCAAUUUUGAAAGCUCCAGUGUUGUUUUUCGACAGGAACCCUAUUGGGAGAAUCCUAAACCGUUUCUCCAAAGAUAUUGGCCAUCUGGAUGAUUUGCUUCCGUUAACAUUUUUGGACUUCAUGCAGACUCUCCUACAGAUUUUUGGUGUGGUGGGUGUGGCAGUAGCGGUGAUUCCUUGGAUACUCAUCCCUUUAGUUCCACUUUUUAUUCUUUUCAUUUUUCUCCGACGAUAUUUCUUAGCCACAUCGAGAGAUAUUAAACGCCUGGAAUCCACAACUCGAAGUCCAGUAUUUUCCCACCUGUCAUCCUCUCUCCAGGGACUUUGGACUAUUAGGGCUUUGAAGGCAGAGCAAAGGUUUCAAAAAUUAUUUGAUGCUCACCAAGAUCUUCACUCAGAGGCUUGGUUUCUAUUUUUAACAACCUCACGAUGGUUUGCUGUGCGUUUGGAUGCCAUCUGUGCCAUCUUUGUUAUAGUGGUUGCCUUCGGUUCCCUGCUUCUUGCAAAGACUCUGGAUGCAGGACAAGUUGGUUUGGCAUUGUCCUAUGCAAUCACUCUCAUGGGAAUGUUCCAGUGGGGUGUUAGACAAAGUGCUGAAGUUGAAAAUCUGAUGAUAUCAGUAGAAAGAGUAAUGGAAUACACCGAUCUUGAAAAAGAAGCUUCUUGGGAGUCCAGUAGGCGCCCACCACCUGAAUGGCCAGCUCAAGGGAUGAUUGCAUUUGAAAAUGUUAACUUCACUUACAGCUUAGAUGGACCUUUGGUGUUAAGGCACUUUUCUGCCUUAAUCAGAUCAAAAGAGAAGGUUGGAAUAGUGGGAAGAACAGGAGCUGGAAAGAGCUCUUUGAUAGCAGCCCUCUUUCGGCUGGCUGAACCUGAAGGAAGAAUUUGGAUUGAUAAGUACCUGACAACAGAACUGGGACUCCAUGACUUGCGGAAGAAAAUUUCAAUUAUACCUCAGGAGCCUGUUUUGUUCACGGGAACUAUGAGGAAGAACCUGGACCCUUUCAAUGAAUACACUGAUGCAGAGCUGUGGAAUGUCUUGGAAGAGGUGCAACUGAAGGAGGCUGUGGAAGAACUGCCUGAUAAAAUGGAGACACAAUUAGCAGAAUCUGGAUCUAAUUUCAGUGUUGGUCAGAGACAAUUGGUGUGCCUUGCCAGGGCAAUUCUCAAAAAAAAUCGAAUACUAAUUAUUGAUGAAGCAACAGCAAAUGUAGACCCAAGAACAGAUGGGUUGAUUCAAAAGACAAUUCGUGAAAAGUUUGCCCAGUGCACUGUGCUGACAAUUGCACACAGGUUGAACACAAUUAUUGACAGUGACAAGAUUAUGGUUUUGGAUGCAGGGAGACUGAAAGAAUACGAUGAUCCAUACAUUCUGUUACAAGAGAAAGAGAGCCUGUUUUACAAGAUGGUGCAACAAGUGGGCAAGGCAGAAGCUGCUGCUCUGAUUGAAACAGCGGAACGGGUCUACUUCAGCAAGAAUUACCCAGAAGUGAUUCAAAAUGGUCAAGUUGUUGCGGACUCUUCACCAGAUUCUUCCUCAGGAUUCAUCAUUUCUGAGACUGCACUGUGAUCCCAAUUAAACACAGUUAUUUUCUAUAUAUUUGCAAUCCUGAAACUAUAAAUCUGAAACAAGUAAACCCUAGGUGACUGGUGCUUAAAGGAGGUUGGUUUCUUGCACUGGACAUCUAUACCAUUUAUUAGUGAGAAAAUAUAUCAUGUCCUGGUUAUGUUAAUUUCAGUGCAAUAACUUUCUCUUUUUUUAAAUUUCUGUUUCUAAAGGAGUUACAGACACAGAUCCUCUUUGAAAGUUAAUCUAGAGACUUUUCUUAGGUGCAGGACACUUAACAAAACUAGGGUGCUUUCUGGAGGUUUUUAAGAACCUGGAGUUCCCUUAUAUCUUUUGGAAACAAGCAAAAACAUUGUUGAGUUUGCAUUAGAAUGUUAACUUUCCUACAGCAGUUUUGAUAAUCUAUAACUCAGUUGUCUAAGGCAGCAUUUUAUAUAUACAUAUAUAUUCUUACUUCAUAUUUUUACACAGCUGUGUGAAUAGGCAAAAACAAGAACUGAAAAAGCCAAAAGUACAUUUAAUAGAGGAAAUAAAUAUCCAUGUAUUGGCAUGUUAAAUUAAUUUGUUAAUUAAAUGUAACAAUGUGCAUACAUUGUCCAAAAAUGAAUGUAAAAAUUGCCAUUUUUCUUUCCUAAGAUCAAAAUGCAAAAGAAGCAACGUUAAUUUACUGGAUUAGAAAUGAAAAUGGUUACAUUUUGCGUAUUUGCACUACACAAAUAUUUAAAUAAUUAACUUGCAUUCCACUUUAUCCAGGUAAUCAAAGAGAAAAGUAUUAAAAUAACUUGAAACAUUUGAAAGACUAGUCAUAAGCAAAUAUUUUGUAAUAGAAAGUUAUCUUCAGCACAGCACAUUGAAAUGUAUACAUUAUUUGCAUUUAUUGUGCCUUAAUAUUUGUGCCUUCAAGCCAAAGCUCUAACUGCAGUUAAUGCAGCAAAUUGAUUCAAUAUAUUUUUUAAUGUUUAAAAUUAGUAUAUUUAAUUGUCUUGUAUCAGGGAUUAUACCUGUUUAAUUGAAGCUCUUGAAAUUGUCAUUUUGGUGCACAUGCAUAGAAGGGUAAAAACAACUAGACUUGUUGAAUGGCCCCUGCUAAUGUUUAAGAAGAACUGAAUGAAACAGAGAUCUGUUAUGCCCUGAUUCAGCAAGUUAUUUUAACACAUAGCACUAGUUGCAUGACUAAUAAAAAUAAGUGAGUGAAUUAUGUUCUUUGCUUUUCAAAGAGAUGCCUACAAUUUGAUAUUCAAUGCAGUCUAAGCCUAUUUGUCUUAUAGUUAGAGCGCACCUAUGCACGAGCACAGAGGCUGCUCAAAUGAGCUUUAGUUCAAGUACCCCCACUGCCAUUUUAAUUCUUGGA
Alligator sinensis (Chinese alligator) is the source of this 5342-nucleotide messenger RNA. It is a transcript of the gene ABCC4, whose product is annotated as ATP binding cassette subfamily C member 4. Gene Ontology annotation, molecular function: ATP hydrolysis activity; ATP binding; ABC-type transporter activity. Lineage: Eukaryota; Metazoa; Chordata; Crocodylia; Alligatoridae. Gene Ontology annotation, biological process: transmembrane transport. The record is from RefSeq and is a predicted model, not a curated record. Gene Ontology annotation, cellular component: plasma membrane. Bases 2 to 3994 code for a protein of 1330 amino acids. The transcript has 32 exons.